AUGGCCGAGGUACCCCAGCUAGGCUCCAUUCAAGAGCGGAUUGCUGCCCUCAAAUUAUCCCAAGCCGCGCAAUCUUCAGCCGGCGCAGAACCGCCGCAUCCAUUGCUCCGUCCAGCCACGGAUCGAAGCAGAUCAGCCAAUAUCCCCCCCUCCUACACAGUCACCGGCUCGGUCGCAGAGAGCAACUCGAUUGGAAAUGAGCCGGCCUCUCUCAACACGCAGAGAUCAGCCGUGCCCCCUAUUCCGUCGCCGAGGCUCGAAGUCAAGCCCAAAAAGCCGCCGCCACCUCUGCCAACACGCCGAUCAGAUCGCCCGCCUCCUCCUUCCCCGCCGGUCAGACCUGGAUCCACAGCUCCCACAGGAACCACAACGCAAGAAGAAUCCCGUCCUUCUUUACCUCCCCGUCGACCGACGCGGCUCUCGCACAAGCCAUCGCAGGAUUCGGUUUUGUCCAGUGCGUCACAUUCGACCACGGCGACAGGCUUGGGGCGCGGCGCUUCCUCGACAUCUGUGAACUCCGUUGGCAAUGGUCGCAUCAAAGCCCCAGCAUGGGGUGAGGCUGAAUUACCUGCCCUCCCGGCGAGACGACCCAGAGAAGACCCGGUCGAUGUUGCGCAACCCACACGUGCGGAAUCCAAGACGAGCGCUGGGGGGCUGACGGGGAAACUCUCUGCCUUGAGAGGCAAGAUCCCCGGAUCGUCAAGUUCUUCUUCGUCCAAACCAGCACGUCCAACGAUCCCCUCUCGCCCGUCAGCCAGAGCAACAUCACAACCUCCUGGGCCUCGACUUCCUCCGCGCCGGCCAUCCGGAACGGAGACGUCGUCAGGUAGUCCCUAUGCAGAGGAAGAUCCCGAGGAAGCAAGGCCGAGUCUGCCAACUCGACGGUUACCGCCCCCCUCGGCCGUGAAUAACCUCCCCGAUGCUCGAAAUCUUGGAUUCGGGUCCUUGACCAAACGACCCAGUAUUCCUGCACGACCAAAAAGCUCUCCCGCGGAGGACGGGUGCGCUGGCGGCCGUCCUCCUCCACCGGUGCCUACCGCGUCUCGACCGGACCUUGCCAAAUUGAUGGCCACGAAGCCACGAUUCCACGCGUCUCAGCCGGGUCCUACCGCGCCCAUGGGCGAGCCAAGCACAGAAUGUAUGGUCUGCCAUGACUUUUCGGGACCCGACGCUCAUGCGGCACAGUACCCACGACAGUCGCUCCCGACGCACGAUCUCGACUGGCUGGCAAAUGAGCUGACUGCUCCAUUCCCAUCUCUGACCGACAAGGCCAGAGCUAUCUUCACGUGGCUUCAUCACAACGUCGAAUACGACGUGGUAUCUUACUUUAGUGGGAAUUUGCAACCAUCCACCCCGGCCAGUACUUUCACCAGCGGAUUGGCAGUGUGCGAGGGUUAUGCCACACUCUUCGCAACCUUGGCCACAAAAGCUGGGCUUGAAGCCAUCGUCGUGGGCGGGCAUGGCAAGGGAUGCGGCCACACCCAAAUCGCUCCCGGCCAGCCUACACCUCCGUAUGACCCGUCAGGUCAUGCGUGGAACGCGGUCAAAAUUGAUGGGGGUCAAUGGAAGCUCAUCGACGCAUGUUGGGGAGCCGGGGCGGUGGAUGACCAGACACAGACAUAUAUCAAACGCUUCGAACCGUACAUGUUUACGAUUCCCAAUGAGGAGUUUGGCUUGAAGCAUUUCCCCAAAAACAAGGACCACUUCUUCCGCAGUGAUGGACGACAGAUCAGCUGGGAGGAAUACAUCACUACAGAUCCGGCUGCGCCGCUGGGCAUAAAGCCACCUCAGGUUUGGAGUAAUGUCUCUGAUUACAGCAUCGGCAGCAAGACGGUCCUACCCGCCGAGGGUGUCAUUUCGAUCUCCACGACGCCCAGCCCAAUCCGCUUCCAAUUCGGUCUACUGUGUGAGCAUUGGACAAUGGCACGACACAGCCGACAGAAGCCGAGUCUCUUCUUGCUUGAGGUGCACGGAGUGGACGGACGUCAGAAAGAGCGUUUUGCAUUCAAUCAUGUGCUCGGGUCUGGGCCCGGUGGCGGUGGAGAGGCGUGGUACAUUGACAUUGGGGAUACUCGGCAACUGGGUGCUCCGGGUCAAAAGGUGAAGCUGCUCGUUUUGAUGACCUUUGGUGAUCGGCAUGACUGUCGCGGCCUAACGGCCGAGGAGUAUAGGAGCCAGGUCGGACGGGUAGGGAUGUCCUGGUCUCCACUUGUGGAAUGGACCUUGGGUCGAUGA
Penicillium oxalicum is the source of this 2235-nucleotide messenger RNA. RefSeq lists its product as uncharacterized. Lineage: Eukaryota; Fungi; Ascomycota; Eurotiomycetes; Eurotiales; Aspergillaceae. The record is from RefSeq and is a predicted model, not a curated record. The transcript has a single exon. Bases 1 to 2235 code for a protein of 744 amino acids.